Molecule: messenger RNA, 3990 nt
Organism: Macaca mulatta (Rhesus monkey)
Lineage: Eukaryota; Metazoa; Chordata; Mammalia; Primates; Cercopithecidae
Source: RefSeq, a predicted model, not a curated record
UUUUUUUAUUUUCUUGAGAUGGAAUCACACUCUGUCGCCCAGGCUGGAGUGCAGUGAUGUGAUCUCAGCUCACUGCAACUCCCGCUCCACGCGCCCCCUCCCCCGUUUCAAGGGAUUCUCCUGCCUCAGCCUCCCAAGCAGUUGGGACUACAGGCGCACACCACCACACCCAGCUAAUUUUUGUAUUUUUAGUAGGGACCGGGUUUCACCAUGUCUGCCAGGACGGUCUCAAUUUCUUGACCUCCUGAUCUGCCCGCCUUGGCCUCCCAAAGUGCUGGGAUUACAAGCCUGAGCCAGCACGCCCGGCCUAUUUUUUUUUUUUUUGAGACAGGGUUUCAACAUAUUGGCAAGGCUGGUCUCAAAUCCUGACUUUGUGAUCCUCCUGCCUUGGCCUCCCAAAGUGCUGGAAUUACAGGCAUGAGUCACUGUACCUGGCCUAUGCCCAAUUUUUCUUAGCAAAGAAUGGAAAAGCUUGUGGGUCAACCUUAAGGAUAGUAACUUUCAUUUACAAAUGAGUUAACAAAUUUCUGCUGCUGGUACCGUAUUUGCCACUCAGUAGCAUUCAAAAGUUUCACUAGAUUACUUUAUAAUGGAGGAUGAAUCACAAAUAUCUAGGAUCCUCCCCCAUUAAAUUCUUGACAGAAGACCCACAAAGAUCAUCUUUAAACCCCUUUUCUGCUCCUAUGACUAUUUAAGUCCCACCAAGUUAGUUAGCUUUUUAAAGCUCACAUCUCUUGAUCAGUGUAGAGGCAACAUGCCAUAUGUAGGUAAAAAAUCAACCCACGGUAGGGAUCAAGUGUACUGAAGCUUCAGUUAGGAGUAAGUGGUUCCAGUUUUGGAUUGAGGACCCUAGUCAAUGAUGAUCCUAUUUUGUAAUCCAGUUGUAAGAUAUCUGGGGAGCAGAGGGAAAAAAGUUAACGCUAUGGAGUUGUCACUCCAACUGAAGAAAAAUUAUUAAUAGAAGGAGCAGAACUUCAGUUCUGGAAAACUUUUUUUUUCUUUUGAGACAGAGUCUUGCUCUGUCGCCCAGGCUAGAGUGCAAUGGUGAGAGGCUCAUGGCAAACAGUGCCUUCUGGGUUCAAGCGAUUCUCCUGCCUCAGCCUCCCGAGUAGCUGGGAUUACAGGCACGCACCACCACACCUGGCUACUUUUGUAUUUUUAGUAGAGAAGGGGCUUCACCAUGUUGGCCAGGUUGGUCUCAAACUCCUGACCUCAGGUGAUCCACCCACCUCCGCCUCCCAAAGGGCUGGGAUUACAGGUGUGAGCCAGCACGCCGGGCCAAGUUUUGGAAAACUUUUAGUAAGGCUGAAGGCUUAGGCAUGUUUUGACCAUUUGUAACUAGUAAUGACACUCAUCACAAGGUACCCACAAAAUUCACUGCCAGUCACCCUGCUACGUCAAAGCCUCUCCUACUUCAGAACCUACCUAGCCAUAAUUUUAACUGACAUUUUAGCAACAAAACUUUUAUUUGAAGAUAUCCUUGAGCCACAAAUCUCUCUGGAUUUAGAUUUCAAGCAGUAGAAAAUAAGAUGGUUUAACCUGCAAUUCAGUAAAAGAACUUCACAUCAAACUUCAAUCUUUAAGAAGCUGCUACAGCUAUACUGUAAGGUUAAGAGUUUAUUCUUUCAAAGCAGGUCUCCUCAUCUCUUAAACCCUAUAUAUAUUAAGUAGAUAAAAACUGCAAUUUCUAUUUUGGUAGCAUUUAGGAUCUACAAAAGUGAUCUUUCAAUUACUUGGAAUUUCAAAAUAGAGGUUACCUAGUAACAAUGCAUCAGUAGAACACAAAAUACUCUGAUUUUGUUUAGUCUGUAGGGGGAAAAACAUCUUUAAACUGGAAAGAUUCUGUAGCCUUAUGAAGAUUAUUACAUUGGAAUUGGAAUUACUGUAGUUCGUUUUUCCCUCUAGGAGGGCAGCCAUUUCUCUACAAGUUUUGUAAAAGUUAAGACUCGGAUUUCAAAAUGCAAGCAGAUGUUGAUGAAGCAUACGAAAUGGGCAACUCCAUUUCUAUUUCGGAGCCGCAGUGACUCCGACUUUGUGCCCCAAGCCUGUAAAGCACAAAACCUCAUCCCUUUGGUGUAAACCUUCAAGAGAAGUGGGGCAGCACACUUCAGGCUUUUCACCAACAGGCUGGCGACAUGCUAGGUCAGGGUGUCCGGAGAAUCGGGGCUGAAUGGGAGAGAUCUUGAGGGCAAGAGCCUCAGAGACCUUCAGGCACCGGGCUCGUGAAGGUUUCCACGUGCCCCUAUCUAGCUGGUCCCAGGGGGAAUUAGUGGUUGCUACAGUAGUUUAAGACGGCCGUGGUUUUUCGCAACCCGGGCGGCGAGAUGGCGCUUUGGUGUAAGCGAGGUAAGGUGGGUGCACUGGGAUCUCCGCUCUCGGAGCCUCCAGUUGACUGCCACGCCGACUUGCGGCCAGACCUGCGACCUCCGCCCUCCCCCGCGGCGCCAGCCUCUGGAAUCUGGCGUCGCCCCCACUUCUCCAGUCGAAGUGGGAGUCCCUCUGUGCGGGACCUCGCCGCCAUACCCAGGCCGAAUGGGGGUGGGGAAGGAAGUUGGCAGAGCUCGGCCUCAGGAUCUGCGCCCCUGUGGAAGGACGGCAGAGGAGAGCCGUUUCACCAGCCUCUCCCGUGCUAGGGUCUCGGGAAACACGCGGCUAGAAGAACUACAAUCCCCAGCAGGCACCGCGCGUCCAGGCUAUCUCCUCCCCCCAUCUUAGUGGCCUGAGCGGCUUGACCACAGCUGCUGCAACUGCAGCAAGAGGUAGGGCUGAGGCGUUGGGAAUUGCACCGACAGGCAGUCGCACAGAAAGACACACAGAUGUAGUGGUGUGCAUAGCCCUUGACAGCGAAUAGCAGGUGUCACUAGUUCCAGGUGUCUGCUGAAAGAUUUGGAACGGAAGAUGAUGGCCACUCCGAACCAGACCGCCUGUAAUGCAGAGUCACCAAUAGCCCUGGAGGAGGCCAAGACCUCUGGUGCCCCGGGGAGCCCCCAAACACCCCCUGGGCCUCAUGACUCUGGUGGUUCCCUGCCCCUGACACCCCGGAUGGAGAGCCACUCAGAGGAUGAAGAUCUUGCUGGGGCUGUCGGUGGCCUGGGCUGGUACAGUAGGAGUCCCCGGACCCAGAACCCAGGGGGCUGCUCAGCGGAGGCUGUUCUGGCCCGGAAGAAACACCGUCGGCGGCCGUCCAAGCGCAAACGGCACUGGCGACCCUACCUGGAGCUGAGCUGGGCUGAGAAACAACAGCGGGAUGAGAGGCAGAGCCAGAGGGCCUCCCGGGUCCGCGAGGAGAUGUUCGCCAAAGGCCAGCCCGUGGCCCCCUACAACACCACCCAGUUCCUGAUGAAUGACCGAGACCCGGAGGAGCCCAACUUGGAUGUGCCCCAUGGGAUCUCCCACCCAGGUUCCAGUGGGGAGAGUGAGGCUGGGGACAGUGAUGGGCGGGGCCGAGCGCACGGUGAGUUCCAGCGGAAGGACUUCUCUGAGACUUACGAGCGCUUCCACACUGAGAGCCUGCAGGGCCGCAGCAAGCAGGAGCUGGUGCGAGACUACCUGGAGCUGGAGAAGCGGCUGUCGCAGGCAGAGGAGGAGACUAGGAGGCUGCAGCAGCUGCAGGCGUGUACUGGCCAGCAGUCCUGCCGCCAGGUGGAGGAGCUGGCUGCCGAGGUCGAGAGGCUCCGGACUGAGAACCAGCGGCUUCGGCAGGAGAACCAGAUGUGGAACCGAGAGGGCUGCUGCUGUGAUGAGGAGCCGGGUACCUAGGGGUGCCUCCCAGCCUGGUGGACCCAAGGAGAAGGUCCCAUUUUGUGCACACUCAGGCCAGCUGGGUCUCAAGGAGGCAGGUGGCAGAUGAAAACCACCGUCAACACCCUUUGCCCCCUGAGAACGGCUAAAUUGGUUCAGACUCCCACCUCACCGUUUCCACAGUUGGCUCUUUCGUGUCAUCUUACUCUUUACAGAUAAAUUAAAUGGUCUUAGUGGGACCAAAUGGGA